CUCUUCCAUCACCAUCCUCGAGCCAUUGCCACGCCACUACCAUGCCUGCGCUCUCGUCCAAGGCGUCAAGCCUUGUGUGCCAAUGUGUGCGCACGCCAUUGACCUCAACGGCCAUCCGCGCAUCCGCCGCGGCGUCUAUGCAGCAACGACGAUCCUUGUCCGAGGUGUCGACGACAAGCUCCUUCGACAGCCCUUUCAAGGGCAUGGGUGGCAGGGAGACCACAAAUAUUCCUAGCUUUGCUAAAUACAAGAGCAGCAGUGGAGAACAGACGAACAGGCUUUUCCAGUACUUCAUGGUGGGCACUAUGGGCGCCAUAUCUGCCAUGGGUGCCAAGGCAACGGUGCAAGACUUCCUCGUUAACAUGUCCGCCUCCGCCGAUGUCUUGGCCAUGGCCAAGGUCGAGGUCGAUCUUUCUGCGAUCCCAGAGGCGAAGAACGUCAUCAUUAAAUGGCGUGGAAAGCCCGUUUUUAUCCGUCACCGCACUCAGGAGGAAAUCGAUGAAGCCAACAAAGUCGACUGGCAGAAGCUGAGAGACCCCCAGCCAGACGAGGACCGAGUCAAGAGGCCGGAAUGGUUGGUCAUGCUUGGUGUUUGUACUCACCUCGGCUGUGUUCCCAUCGGCGAGGCAGGUGACUUUGGCGGUUGGUUCUGCCCCUGCCAUGGUUCGCAUUAUGAUAUCUCUGGACGCAUAAGGAAAGGCCCGGCACCUCUGAACUUGGAGGUUCCUGUGUAUGAUUUCCCCGAUGAGAACAGCCUGGUCAUUGGUUAAAUGCACGGUGCCGAGAGGAAAGAAACCUAGAAGCAUGGCAUGUAUUCAUAAACUUUACUUUGCUUCAAAUCCGUGGUAGAAGAGCUGUGAGAUAGAGCAUAGCAAGUUCUAAAUGUACAGUUCUUUAUUCUCCUGUGUUGAUCAAAUAUGCAAUUCAGUAACAAGCUGGUUAUACGCCAUCCGAUUUAAUCGUACUUUUAACUGCAUAUCGUCUUCGGACAUUUCAAUUAAUGUUGCAUCAAGAACAAUUCGAAUGUCGCUACACUUGUUCUUGCUCGGGCUAGUCCUGCAUUCCAACAUGCUUUCUGUUGUACACUUCAAUC
Molecule: messenger RNA, 1093 nt
Organism: Verruconis gallopava
Lineage: Eukaryota; Fungi; Ascomycota; Dothideomycetes; Venturiales; Sympoventuriaceae
Product: cytochrome b-c1 complex subunit Rieske, mitochondrial
Exons: 4
Coding region: 42-770 (242 amino acids)
Biological process (GO): mitochondrial electron transport, ubiquinol to cytochrome c
Cellular component (GO): membrane
Molecular function (GO): 2 iron, 2 sulfur cluster binding; quinol-cytochrome-c reductase activity
Source: RefSeq, a predicted model, not a curated record